ACACCGCCAGACGACAGUGGGGAACUUUGCUUUAAUUUUUCUGUUCAAAUUAUAUCGAAUCUCCACCAUUCUUUACACGUGUUCCCUCUGUUUCUCUAUCUGUUAACUAUAAUUGUGGUCAAACACAGUUGGCUUCCAAGCUUUACCCUUCUACGACUUUUGAUGAUGAUGAUGAUGAUGAUGGUCGUCACUUUUAAGCCACAACAAACUUUGGCCUAAGCCUCUUGAUACAAAGCUUCAAGUUUUGGACUUCCUUAUGUUUUACGCUGUUGUUUUCAGAGAGUGAGAGAUUUAAGAUUGCAGCGGGGCACUUUUCCUUCUGACAGAGUUGAAACUAUGGAACGUUAUGAGAUUGUGAAAGAUAUCGGGUCAGGGAAUUUCGGAGUGGCCAAGCUAGUCCGAGAUAAAUGGACAAAAGAGCUCUUUGCUGUUAAGUUCAUUGAGAGAGGGCAAAAGAUUGAUGAACAUGUGCGAAGGGAAAUCAUGAACCAUAGAUCAUUGAAGCAUCCCAAUAUCGUUAGAUUCAAAGAGGUUCAUCUUACACCCACUCAUCUAGCCAUAGUGAUGGAGUAUGCUGCAGGUGGAGAACUCUUUGAGCGUAUAUGCAAUGCUGGUAGAUUUAGUGAGGAUGAGGCUAGGUUUUUCUUUCAGCAAUUGAUAUCAGGAGUCAGUUACUGUCAUUCCAUGCAAAUAUGCCACAGAGAUCUUAAGCUUGAAAACACUCUCCUGGAUGGCAGCACAGCGCCACGCGUUAAAAUAUGUGAUUUUGGAUACUCAAAGUCAUCUGUUUUCCAUUCACAACCAAAAUCCACUGUCGGAACACCAGCUUACGUUGCUCCUGAGGUUCUAUCCAAGAAAGAAUAUGAUGGGAAGAUUGCAGAUGUUUGGUCAUGUGGGGUCACCUUAUAUGUCAUGUUAGUUGGGGCGUAUCCCUUUGAAGAUCCUGAUGAUCCUAAAAACUUCAGAAAGACAAUUGGGAGAAUACUCAGUGUCCGCUACUCAAUUCCUGAUUAUGUCCGAGUUUCUAUGGAGUGCAAACACCUUUUAUCUCGGAUAUUUGCGGCAAAUCCUGAAAAGAGAAUAACUAUACUAGAAAUUAAAAGCCACCCUUGGUUCUUAAAGAACUUGCCCAUCGAACUGAUGGAAGGAGGAAGCUGGCAGAGCCAUGAUGUAAAUAACCCUUCCCAAACCUUGGAAGAAGUACAGUCUAUAAUACAAGAGGCCAUGAAAACUACAGAGGUCCUCAAGGUUGGGGGACUUUCCAUGGGAGGCAGCAUGGAUCUUGAUGAUUUAGAUGCUGAUGCAGAUCUUGAAGAUGUAGAGACAAGUGGUGAUUUUGUGUGCCCACUGUAAACAAAAUGUACAAAAUAGACCUCAUUAUCAUGAGCUGUUGUUUAUACAACCAUCAACAUCAGAAUCUUAUUAAUGAAUGAUUGAAGAAUUCCCUGUUUCUCCUCACCAUGCCAUUUGGCUCAUGGGAGACACCUUUUUCCAAUUACUUUGUGAACUUAUUAAAAUUGCUUUCCUCGGAUGUGGAGGCUGGAAUCAGCUCAAUAAUAAUGUUGGUGAUGUACUAGAAAGGAAUAGCAAUAUGAUUCUUUUCUGUUAAAAAA
Molecule: messenger RNA, 1613 nt
Organism: Theobroma umbraticum
Lineage: Eukaryota; Viridiplantae; Streptophyta; Magnoliopsida; Malvales; Malvaceae
Gene: SNRK2-8
Product: Protein kinase superfamily protein
Biological process (GO): protein phosphorylation
Molecular function (GO): ATP binding; protein serine/threonine kinase activity
Source: RefSeq, a predicted model, not a curated record